AACUCUCUAAAUCUUAAACUCAAUAGGCCUACACGUCCUUGACCUAAAUCUCCACAGAAGAGGACUGUUUUCCAAAACAGAAGUUGAGCUCCGUCGGUCAGAUUUCAGUCUUCUCAUUAACAUUCACUGGUAUAAGGGCAGAAGUGAGAAUCUAUUGCUUGAGCCCGGUGACAGUGACACAUCCCCAUCGGCAGAGAGCCGGCAUUAAAACAAACCUCUAUUGAUCAACAGUGAUGUCGUCACUCAGACAAUGGCAACCCCCAUACAGAUAAACACAGGGUCAUAAACAACACGCAGACCAACAACUGAGGCAAGAAUGUCGUCGUUUUCUCCGGCUUAGUUUACUUUGCCAGCUCAGUUUUAGGUCAGAACAGGGGCGGAACUUACCACAACCCCUUUGAGCACUAUAAUCAGAUGUUGUAACUAUUUCCUUGCCAGACAUUGCAAAAUAACAUAUUUUCUUGCGUUUGGUUGCUGCUCAUCAGCAGGAGAUUAAAUGGCAUUUCUAAAGCAAAAGUGAACUACAAGACAUUGCAUAAUUAGUGGGAGGCAAACAAGGUUGUUCAAACUCAGGAUCUGAAACACAGUUCAACAACCCAAGCGGCAAAGCCACGGACCAAGUUACCAUUUCUGGACAGUUUUUUUCAAGACAACUGGCUGGAAAAUGAAAACAGCACAAACUUUUCUCAGUAUUCUAGCCUUGUAUAUAACAUCUGCACAGGGGAAGGAUGAGGCGUAUGGAUCCGAAUGUGCCGACUUCAACAACAAGACCUGGCUGGAGUAUCGUCAGCAGGGCUCUAAGCUACAGGUGCAGUAUCUGCUGUUCACACGCAAAGACACAGACUGCGCCAGCCUUUUCAGUCAGGAGUCCCUGAACAGAAACACGGACUUCAACUCCUCCCUACCCACCAAGAUCAUUGUCCAUGGAUACAGGGCUCUAGGGAGUAAGCCGUCCUGGGUGAGGGAGCUGGCGCGGGCUCUGCUACAAGCUCAGGAUGCCAAUGUGGUGGUGGUGGACUGGGUCUAUGGGGCUCCUUCGCCUCACAACCUGGUGGUGGAGAAUUACAAGGAGGUGGCCAUCCAAAUCUCCGUACUGAUCAACAGGCUGCAGAACCAUGGAUGCAAACUGGAGUCCUUUCACUUCAUUGGGGUCAGCCUUGGGGCACACGUGUCUGGGUUUGUGGGGACUCUGUUCAAGGGCCAAAUAGGAAGAAUCACAGGUUUGGACCCAGCUGGACCCAUGUUUAAAGGAGCCGACACGUAUGACCGUCUUGACCCUUCCGAUGCGUUGUUCGUUGAGGCCAUCCACACUGACUCUGACUAUUUUGGGAUUUCCAUCCCAGUUGGUCAUGUUGACUUUUUCCUCAACGGUGGGAUGGACCAGCCCGGUUGUGCGCGCUGCCAGAAUCUUCGUAUGUUGUCAGUUCUUGUUUACUUUCCAGUGUACGGCUAUGUGAUCUGUGACCACAUGAGGGCGCUCCAUGUCUACAUAAGUGCAUUGAACGGCACCUGCCCACUGACGGGCAUCUCUUGUUCCAGCUAUGAGGACUUCCUCGAGGGUCACUGUUUAGAUUGCCAGGGUGUCUUCAAAGGCACAUGUCCAAAAAUAGGUUUAAUACAGAACAGCGGCAUAACAGUCAAUCCUCUUCCCCGACAAGAGAAGUUUUUUUCUCCUGACAACCUCAACACCACUUUCUGCGGUGAGUGUAGGCAUAAUCCCAUCCUCAUCCUGGUCCACCUGAAUGUGUCCAUCCUGGACAAGAGUGCUGAGGUGCAGGUGACGCUGAGACGAGAGGACUUCCCGAAACGGCAGCAGAAACUCAGGGCUACGGACAAGAACGAUUACAGGAAAGUGAUGGCCCAUCCAGUGCCGUUAUGUGAGAUAGACUCCAUCCAGGUGAAGAACACUGGAGCACGCUUCUACAGACAGGGAGACAUUCAUUUUGUCUCUGUCUGCAUAUCGGAGUUUCCCUCUGUCAGGGAGGUGGUGCCCUUGUGUGUGAACAACAUAGACGUAAGACGAGGAUCUCCGUGGAACCAUGAUUUUGUGCAUCUGUGUGGGGAUUCCUGAAAACCCUCAUGCAAUAAACAGUCUGUGAACAAACAUCUGCUUCCUUUUCCCGGUCAACAUUCCAGUAGUCUGAAUAGCCUCCACUUGACUACUUUCGUCUUUGUUUAGGCAUCAUGGGAAAUGCUUUGAAAGGUGUUAGUAGUAAAAACCAAGCCUAUUCUGGCCUUUCAGUUAUCAUCAGGUCUAGGAUAUAACAUGGGGACCAACCAACAGCUCCUGUUGGGGACAUACAUGUGAAGACUAUAAUUUGUUAGUGACGGACAGCCUACAGCCAGACCACACUAUUGUUAUUUUGAGUUUUCUAACAGCAUUAGUAAUGCUGUGUAUAACCAUUCCAAUUAAGCUAAAUGUUACUUUAUUCACAGGCACUGUUGACGCCAAAAAAUAAAAGUUAACUGGAAUGUG
Molecule: messenger RNA, 2476 nt
Organism: Esox lucius (northern pike)
Lineage: Eukaryota; Metazoa; Chordata; Actinopteri; Esociformes; Esocidae
Gene: pla1a
Product: phospholipase A1 member A
Exons: 11
Coding region: 665-2071 (468 amino acids)
Biological process (GO): lipid metabolic process
Molecular function (GO): carboxylic ester hydrolase activity; lipase activity
Source: RefSeq, a predicted model, not a curated record